AUGGAAGAAGAUACGGAGGUAUGUUGGAGAAAAGAAGUCGAUACGAACCUCAAGUGCCUUCAAUUGCACCUGUUCGGAGCCGAUAUUGCUUUCCGAAUAGGAUAUUUCAACUCCGCCCAAAUCCUCGCCCUCUGUCUCGUCGGCUUCCUCGACUCCCAUUCUCACACCGACAUUGAUGACGCCUUUAUUCGUCCCAUUCAAGAGGGAUCCCUCAAAUUGAAAUUCGACGCAGCUUUCAAUUCAUCAAGGAAAUCAUGUGAUGGGGGGUUGAUUUUGCGUGACCACUUUGGGCAACCUAUUAAAGUUUCCUCAUUCUUCCUCUCAAAUGUUAGGAGCCCAUCUAUUGCAGAAGGAUUAAUUUUUAGGGAAUGCAUGUCUCUUCUCCGACUUUCGGGAUACCACAAUGUCAUAGUGGAAGGGGAUUAUCAGCCUGUUAUGCACCUCCAAGCCAAUGCUGAGGCAAUCUUCAGCUCGGUCAGUUGUAUCAGCACGGUUGAAUUGAUGGCGGACGAAGGUGGCGGCGGCAACCCCACUGGCGGGAAAGAUCGACAUGGAGAAGCUCUUUCAAAGGUGAAAUUUGAUAACUUCCAACGUGAAACAAAGCAAGCACUGCAAGAUAUUCAAGCUAAUUUCCAACGUGAAACAAAGCAAGCACUGGCAGAUAUUCAAGCUGCGAUCAUGUUGGGUCCAAAUCAAAACCCUAAUAAUAAAAGGUUGCGCGACGAAGACAUAGAAGUUAAGGGAAUUAAAAGUGACGAAGACUUAGCUAAGGGAAUUAAAAGUGAGUAUGAGGAAGAUUAUCGGAGGGAGACGAAGGAAAGGGAAGAUAAACGGGCAAAAAACCUCAAGCAACUUGAAUUAGUAAGAUCAAGUAAAUGCCAAGCAUUUGCGCAAGCAGACAAAGAUACAGGAUAUAUUGACAUUGACGAGAUUAAGCAGUCAAAGGACUCACAAAAAUCUAAAAGAACAACAUUGGAAAACCAACCGAACAGGAAGGACAAGACCUCAAAAGUUGAUGGGAAUGGCUCUGCAACUGCCCGAGCAAAAUUGGAAAGGGUUGCAAGGAACAGAGGAUAUGGUUUAAGAUCAAAAGGGGUCCAACAACCUGGCAUCCGUGAUAAUAAGACUUCUUUUGUUGGAGGGACGGAUUACAAUACAUUAGAUGACUCAACAAAGAGAUGUUUGGAAACGUUAUGUGGUCCUAAGGGCGAGAUUCCUGAGAAAUUACGGAAUUUAGAACCUCAUCAUAUUGAACAAGUCACUAAUGAGAUAAUGGAGCGGGAUCCCAACGUUCGCUGGGAUGAUAUUGCUGGUUUGGAGCAUGCUAAAAAAAGUGUGACGGAGAUGGUUAUAUGGCCUUUAUUACGUCCUGACAUUUUUAAAGGUUGCCGUUCUCCGGGAAAAGGUCUUCUUCUGUUUGGUCCCCCAGGAACGGGUAAAACAAUGAUAGGGAAAGCCAUAGCCGGAGAGGCUAAAGCAACCUUUUUCUACAUAUCUUCCAGUUCGUUAGCCAGCAAAUGGUUCGGUGAGAGUGAAAAGCUAGUGAGAGCACUUUUUGGAGUUGCCUGUUGUCGUCAGCCGGCUGUCAUCUUCGUUGAUGAAAUAGAUUCGCUUUUGUCUAAGCGCAAAUCAGGUGAACAUGACGCAUAUAGACGAUUCAAGACCCAAUUUCUUACUGAAAUGGAAGGCUUUGAUAGUGGGAGUGAGCAAAUUCUGCUUAUAGGAGCAACAAAUAGACCCCAGGACCUUGACGAGGCAGCACGAAGGCGACUGACUAAGCGACUAUACAUUCCCCUCCCUUCUUCAGAUGCGAGGGCCUGGAUCAUCCACAAUCUCUUAGAGAAGGAUGUGUUAUUUAAGCUUUCAAAGGAGGAUAUUGAUAAGAUAUGCGAGUUAACUGAAGGGUAUUCAGGAUCAGAUAUGAAAAAUUUAGUGAAGGAUGCAUCCAUGGGUCCACUAAGAGAGGCCUUGAAACAGGGCAUAGAAAUUACAAAGCUGAAACAGGAGGAUAUGAGGCCAGUAAAUCUAGAGGACUUUGAGAGUGCGUUUCUAGAGGUGAGUCCCUCUGUAUCUUUGGAUGAAAUCGGUGCAUAUGAGGAGUGGAACCAAAAAUUUGGAAGCUUGUCGCUCUAGAGGUCUGUUUGGUUAGUGAAGAACGAAAAUAGAUGACAAAUUAUCGCAAGUUGUAAUCGUUUGGAAGAUCAAUCAAUAAACAUUGACUUGCUGAUCGAUGUUAGAAUCAUGUUGUUAGUGUGUUCCCAAAGCUGUAAACUUCUUCCUUGUGCAUAAACUUUCAGGAAUAAGAAGUGCAGUUAUCUUUUCUUUGGUUUAAAAGCCCACAAAUUAGACUUGUAUGUACUCAAUUACAAAUUCGCUUGCCACAUAGAAUACAAGAUGGGAAAAGUUGAAUGUUGUGGUUUUCUUUGUUCUGUUUUGUUUUUUUGAAUGGCAUGUGGUAUUGUUUUUUUUUUUUUUUUCGAAAAUUUAAGCAAAUUAUAUAUAUUUAUAAAGAUUUACAAGGCCAUAGGCCCAGCAGCCCAACAACCAGGCAGCCAAUAGAAGAAACACCCAUCACAAGAGCCCAAACUACAGCCCAACCCAAUGAACAAAUU
This is a messenger RNA of Cornus florida, 2612 nucleotides long. Its product is annotated as ATPase family AAA domain-containing protein FIGL1-like. The coding region runs from base 1 to 2133 and encodes 710 amino acids. Lineage: Eukaryota; Viridiplantae; Streptophyta; Magnoliopsida; Cornales; Cornaceae. Gene Ontology annotation, molecular function: nucleic acid binding; ATP binding; RNA-DNA hybrid ribonuclease activity. The transcript is spliced from 15 exons. The record is from RefSeq and is a predicted model, not a curated record.